Molecule: messenger RNA, 1545 nt
Organism: Heterostelium album PN500
Lineage: Eukaryota; Evosea; Eumycetozoa; Acytosteliales; Acytosteliaceae
Product: MORN repeat-containing protein
Exons: 2
Coding region: 1-1545 (514 amino acids)
Source: RefSeq, a predicted model, not a curated record
AUGAAUAUACAAUUAAGAUUUUUUACAAAUAGAAAAGGUUUAAAUUUAUUUAAUAGUUAUAAUAGAAAUAAACCAUUAAUAUUAUCAAAUUAUAUUAAUAGUUAUAAUAAAAAUGAUAAAGGAAAUAAUAAUAUAUUAAAUAGAUUAAAUGAAUAUUGUAAUUUUAGUACUGCUUCUGGUAGUGGUGGUAUUAGAGUUAGUAAUUUAGAGGAUUUCAUAAAGAUACAACCGAAUGAUAAGUUAAAGUCGUUGAUUAAUACAUUGGAGGUACCCGAUAUUUCAAGAGAGAGAUCGAUCUUGUUUGAGAGACACAGCGGUGAGAAAAGAGUACGUGAAGAACUACAUAGAACUAGAAUACCAAACGUUCAGAGUCCUCGUGAUGCAGAGCGUUCCGACAGCAGUUUAGAGAUGGGUGAAGAUUUAGAAACCGAUUUCAAUAAUCAACAGGAACAACUAAAGAAUGGUAUAUCUACAACAUCGACAACAUCAACAUCAUCAUCAUCAAUGGAGACUGUUAUAUCACCGACUUCCGGUCAUGACAGCACGAAUGCUCUACUCAAUAUGUUGGCACCGGAUUCGAAAGGUGGCGAAGUGGUAUCAAAGAAAGGAACACAAUAUAAGGGUGCACUUACUGACGAUGGUUUGCCAAAUGGUCCUGGCGAGUAUGAGACGGUCGAUGGCGAAGUCUAUAUCGGUGAGUUUGUGCUGGGAAUGAAACAGGGUGCAGGAAAGUAUAUUUGGAGAAACAACAGUUCUUACGAUGGCUAUUGGAUGCACGAUAAACGAAGCGGUGUCGGUAAGAUGGUAGAGGAGCGUGAGAUCUACGAGGGCGAGUGGCUCAACGACCAGCGACACGGUGCCGGACUGCUGCUGACAGAGGGCAUCGAGAUCAGAGGCGAGUGGGUGAACAACGAGUUGGUGAGCGGCCACGAACUGCACGUCAAGAGCGGACUAGAGUACUUUGGAUCCUACAGAAACGGACGUUGGCACGGCGCUGGCAAGUUGGCGUUCAAAGACGGAACGAUUUUCGAGGGUAACUUUGUCGAUGGUACGAGAAGUGGAGUUGGCCGACUGAUUAGCGACGACCAGAUUUUCGAGUGUGAAUGGGUCAACGGUGCACCGAAUGGCUCUGGAAAGUUCUCCUCUCACGACUGGACGUGCGAGGGUGUCUGGCUGAACGGCGCUUGUCAACACGGCACUUUGAAGCGUGUCGGCUACAGCGUGUACAUCGGCGAGAUCAGAAACUUUGUGCCACACGGCGAGGGAGAAGAGUUUAUGGAAGACCAAUGCUACUACAAGGGAGAGUAUCGCGAUGGUAAACGCAAUGGAUUCGGAACGUUCAAGUGGGCUGACGGCACAGUCUACCAAGGUAACUGGGUGGACGAUCUCCGCGUUGGUUUCGGACAAAUGAUUUUCGCCAAUGGCAAAGGCUGGGAAGGUGAAUUCAACGAGACCAUCGAUGGACAAGCCGAAUCACUCGAAACCAGUGGUAAAUUCAAACCAAUCGAUUUAAAUAAUCCAGAGAAUGCAGGUAGCCAACUUUGA